UUUUUUUUUUUUAUUAUUAUUGUUUUAUAGAAUUAUGGUUCAAUUCAUACGAGUGACUACUGAAGAUUUUGAUCAUCAAGUUGAAAAGACUUUACAAGACGAAAAAAACAAGGUAUUUGUAUUAUUCUUUGGUACUGAAUUGGAUACAACCAAUGAAUCCUGGUGUCCUGAUUGCGUUGUUGCUGAUCCUUUGAUUCGCAAGUCUUUACUUAAUGUCCCUAAUGCCGUCCUGAUUGAAGCUCCUGUUGGUCUUCGUGAUGAAUGGAAAGGAAAUACUGCUCAUCCUUAUCGUGUCAAAUUCAAUGUGCCUGCUAUCCCUACACUCUUCAAAUGGUCAAAGGCUGGUCCCGGUGCAAAGUUGGUGGAAGAAGAAGCUGCUGAUGUUGACAAGUUGAAUGCUUUUGUACAAAACUGAUUAGACUAGUUAGCUCUCUAUAUGUAUAUAUACACACGUACACCUUUUUAGUUGAUAUGAAAUAAAUAGUUUCAAGUUAUGAAGACAAUAUAGUUGACGACACAUAUGAUUGAUAA
Molecule: messenger RNA, 531 nt
Organism: Halteromyces radiatus
Lineage: Eukaryota; Fungi; Mucoromycota; Mucoromycetes; Mucorales; Cunninghamellaceae
Exons: 2
Coding region: 35-415 (126 amino acids)
Cellular component (GO): cytosol
Molecular function (GO): protein-disulfide reductase [NAD(P)H] activity
Source: RefSeq, a predicted model, not a curated record